Molecule: messenger RNA, 1881 nt
Organism: Glossina fuscipes
Lineage: Eukaryota; Metazoa; Arthropoda; Insecta; Diptera; Glossinidae
Gene: xit
Product: probable dolichyl pyrophosphate Glc1Man9GlcNAc2 alpha-1,3-glucosyltransferase
Exons: 5
Coding region: 274-1857 (527 amino acids)
Biological process (GO): protein N-linked glycosylation
Cellular component (GO): endoplasmic reticulum membrane
Molecular function (GO): dolichyl pyrophosphate Glc1Man9GlcNAc2 alpha-1,3-glucosyltransferase activity
Source: RefSeq, a predicted model, not a curated record
AUAGCGACAGCUAUGGGAGGUUUCACAUAAUGCAUAUAAAAACGAAUGUCAACUUUCUCUUUCGUUAAAGGCAAAAGUUUUUUAAAACCAUGUGGUUGAGACGCAGUGAUAAGUAGUGCCUAUAAUUCUAUACGCAAAACAUAGGAUAAUUAAUCGAGGCUGGAUGAAACAUAAGCAAUAGGCUUGUAUAAUAUACCUAAACAAAAACACAUCGCUAAAUAAUUCACUUUGCCGGUCUGAAUGCUAACAACAAAAAGUUUUCGAUAAUUGAAAAUGCUUGAAACUUACAAAUCAAAGUUUUUCGAAGUACUCCUUUUGUCAACCUGUGUGAAAAUAUUGUUAAUACCCGCCUACCAUUCGACAGAUUUUGAGGUGCAUCGCAACUGGUUGGCUAUAGCUCAUUCAUUACCGCUAAAUCGUUGGUACUACGAUGACACAAAUGAAUGGACUUUGGACUAUCCGCCGCUAUUUGCCUACUUUGAAUGGCUGUUGGCCAAAGUAGCACAGUUUGUCGAUCCAGAAAUGCUGCAGCUUCAUAACAGUAAUUAUGUUUCUAAAAGAACUAAAUAUUUUCAACGCUUCUCUGUAAUAAUUAUGGAUGUUGUGUACGCAUGCGGCGCCUGGCGCAUGUUAAAAGCUUUCAGGACUUUGCACAUACGUUACCAGCCAAUAACUGCUGAAGCCUUAUUAUUGUUGAACGUUGGCCUGCUCUUCAUAGAUCAUAUUCACUUCCAAUACAAUGGGUUCCUGUUUGGUGUUCUUCUGUUAAGCAUUAGCUGUUUACUGGAAGAUCGGUUCUUAUUGGGUUGCACAGUAUUCGCAACAUUACUCAAUUUGAAACAUAUAUACCUGUACAUGGCUCCAGCAUUUGGUGUUUAUUUAUUAAAAUUUUACUGUUUGGAUAGCAAACGUUCUACAUUCACGAGUGUACUGAAACUUACAAUUGCGGGCUUGGUACCCUUUGCUAUAUCAUUUGGUCCAUUCUGGCAACAUUUACCACAAAUAUUAAGCCGUCUGUUCCCGUUUAGACGCGGCCUCACUCACUCCUAUUGGGCUCCAAAUUUCUGGGCUUUAUACAAUACCGCAGACAAAGUGGUAGCUAAGGCUUUAAAUAUGUCGAUAGCGGAAAAAUAUACAUCGGGUAUAGUGCAAAAUUAUGAACAUUCUGUCCUACCUUCAGUGAGACCGUUAGCAACUUUUAUACUCACUAUUGCGGCCAUGCUUCCAAUACUAAUAAAACUGCUGUGUUAUACAACAAAGAGUGAAAGCAAAAUUACAUUCUUGCGGUCGGUGGUGUUAUGUUCAUUGUCGUCGUUUUUAUUUGGUUGGCAUGUUCAUGAGAAGGCUAUACUUAUGAGCCUAAUACCAUUUUGUUUUUUGUUUUUCGUUCAUGCUCAAGAUGCCAAGUAUGCGUUUCUUUUAAGUGCGGCUGGUUACUAUAGUCUCUUUCCUUUACUGUUUGACUCCGAUCUUAUAGUAAUACGUUAUUCGUUAUAUCUGGCGUAUAUGACUUUCAUGGAUGCGCAAAUGUUGAGGUUCUAUAAAACCCCGCCAAUAAUGAAUCUUUGGGAAGAUCUUUACAUUGACGGUUUUGUUUUGCUACCGUUAUAUGACCACGUAAUUAGUCCUGUAAUGAGUUUGAAUGAAAAGUUACCCUUUCUAUCUUUAUUGUUGACAUCAGUAUACUGUAGCGUUGGUGUUUUAUACGUUUUUGUGCGUUAUUACUUGUACGCCUUAGAUUUAAAGUUUGCAUUUAAGCAGAAAGGAAAACGUGAAUUGUCAAGGAUGGAAACAAAGUCUAGGAUGAAAGCUCAAGUGAAAAAAAAAGUUAAGAGCUUGAAGGAGAAGUUGCAAUAAAAGCCGCCGUUAUAUUAGGAUUAC